AUGGCCCCUACACAUACCAAUGCUCUUGAUAUGAACCGCACGCCGACGCCACGCACACAUUCAACGCGGUCUUCCUUGGAAUCAGUACGCGCGGGCGCACACUCCUUCAACGACUCCGGCGGUGGCAACAUCCUCGUCGUGUACAUCGUCACGGAUGUCAUCUACCCAACAUCUACGGACUUCAACCACAGCAAGGGCAACUUCCGCAUCGACUCGGUGCACAGCAGCAAACGGACCGCCAAUGCGCGCGCAAAGAAGAUCAUCUACGACGGCGGCCAAGUCGACGGAAGCCAGUACAAAGUCGACCUAGACAAGAUUAUAGAAGAAACCAAAACGGGCCUCUUUACUGGAAUCGGUAUCGGAGGCAAAGGCGACGGCGGGUAUGGCAGCUGCUAUGCGCGCAAAUGCCAAGUCGAAAGCAAAAUGGUGGAUGAGGAUUCCGAAGAUGAAAGCGAGGGAAGCGACAAGUGGAAUCAAGGUGGCGAAUAUCGCACCAACGGCCACAAUAACGACGCAGACAUGGAGAAUGGCGGAGAAGAUGACGACGUGCAGAUGGGUUGA
Molecule: messenger RNA, 561 nt
Organism: Parastagonospora nodorum SN15
Lineage: Eukaryota; Fungi; Ascomycota; Dothideomycetes; Pleosporales; Phaeosphaeriaceae
Exons: 1
Coding region: 1-561 (186 amino acids)
Source: RefSeq, a predicted model, not a curated record